GUUUUUUUUGGUUUCUUUAUUCUAAAUUUCUCAUGGGAUCGCCAACGACCUCUUGAUUUUAGAGACGUUGGAGCUAGCAUAAACAUUUAUGCAACUCAAGAAUAUCGACAUGAAAAUCAGACCAUGAUAACAUUGGUAUAACUGCACAGUAUCCUAUGGUUGGAUGUUGGUAUGACUUCCCAAGCAAUUGUAACUGUCCUGUCCAGUCCUGUAUUCUAAAGCUGUUGUAACUGCCUUGUGUUCUAACAUUGGUGUAACUGUUCAAUGUUCUAACAUUGGCGUAAGAGCUCAGUAUUACAUCGUUGGUAUAGCUUCCCUGUAUUUAACGGUGGUAUAACUAUUCUCAUGUUCCAACUUUACCAUGACUGUCAAAUCUUCUAAAAUUGACACAACUGUCCUUUGUUCUAACAUUCGUAUGACUGUCCAACAUUCUAAGAUUGUAUAACUGAAAAUACUCUAAAGAAUCAUGAAGCUCCGAACGCUAAAGAUUCAACUUCAAAUCGCAUUGUUGUGAAAGAGUGACCAAAAUAAUAUGACUGCAUUAUUCAAUGGUAUACUUGUGUCGAGUCUUGAUUAGCGAAAUGAAACAAACCAUUUGACAUUCCUAACAUCGUUCCCAUGCCGUUAAAAUCCUGUCUUGGAUCGGAGGUCCUCUCUUCCCGACUCUUUCCACGUGAUUCUUGAGAGUAAAAUCGAAAGUCUUGCGCGUUCAUUGGGUAAUUCUUUGUGCGAAAAUCAACGUUCAUAUCACGAUCAUUUGGGCAAUUGAUUGGAUGAAUGUGGCCAUUAAAGUGCGAAUGUAUGACUCCUGAUUGGUCAUUAAUUCCUUGAAUCUCGUUCAAUGCUCGACAAUGUUGCUCAUUUACACGAUAACCUUCAAUUGCAACACGACGUUGAAAAGUCAUGAAAAAUCUUUCGGCUACGCUGCGAGAACUUCAAGAAUACGGAAUGAAUUUGAGAUGUUGUGAAUACUUGGAAAAAGAAGGGUUUGCUUCAGUUGUCAAGCUACAACAAAGGAAGUUAUUGAAGCUUGAAGUGAACUAUGCUGAACCCAAAGAAAUCAGCUCAGAUGAAAUUGAUGGUAAUGAAGACAAUGAUAACACUCAAUAUGAAGAAAGUUGUGAAAGGUCAAGCAGUAUCAAUCUGACGACAAUGACCUGCAUGAAAUGUCAGAGUACGAGAAACAGAGACUUGCCAACAUUAGAAAGAACAAAGAGUUAUUGGAUUCAUUGAAAAUUAACGAGGAAAUCAGCCAUCUGAGGGCUCGUAAACAGCCAACAAAGUUAAAGAGGCGCGUUAUGAAGAAAAAAGUUGUGGAACCAGUACGGCGUUCCCCCAGGAUCAGUCAAGAACGAGCCUCGAAUCAAUUUGAAAUGAUUACUCUGCCAGACUUAAGAAUUUAUCCAGCUGAUGAAGAAAGGAUAAAGGGUCCUGUCGAUGCAAACCCAAUAAACGAUGUUGGAGACGAUGCAAAUAAGAAAUUCAUGAAUUCCUUAGAAUUGCUUUCCAACGAAACUAAGAUGGCGACGAGCGUUGUUCCAGUUGAAGCAUCUUCCUCACAAAGUUACAAGCAGAGAAUAUCAAAAUUUUCUUUGACGUCUGAUCGAAUACGAAAAGUUGUUCCAAAAAAAAAUAACGACGAUGGCGUUUCAUCCAUGCUGUGAUAAAACAAAUGUAGCGGCUGGUGACAAUACUGGAAACAUUAGCAUUUGGAAUGUGGACGCAAGCAAGGAAGAUGAUGAUGUCAUCAUGUAUCGACCACACGCCGGUAACGUUCGACAAGUA
This is a messenger RNA of Xenia sp. Carnegie-2017, 1785 nucleotides long. RefSeq names its product WD repeat-containing protein 76-like. Gene Ontology annotation, molecular function: DNA binding. Gene Ontology annotation, cellular component: nucleus. NCBI's taxonomy places the organism in Eukaryota, Metazoa, Cnidaria, Anthozoa, Malacalcyonacea, Xeniidae. The record is from RefSeq and is a predicted model, not a curated record. The transcript is spliced from 11 exons. Gene Ontology annotation, biological process: regulation of DNA damage checkpoint. The coding region runs from base 1167 to 1664 and encodes 165 amino acids.